CCUAGACCUGGCAUAGGGCUCAUGUGCAAAUGGUCAAGUGAGAGCGGUAAUGAGUUUGUGACUGAGCUGCUGGUAACCAAAAUUUAUAGCAGACGGGCUGUCACCAUCGGUCGCGCUCACCCUCUAGUGAUAGUUUAUUAUGGCAGGGCGCUCAACACAGAACCGAAAACUAUGUCAGAAUAUAUUCGAUGUGCAUCGCUUUGAUCUGCUGAAUGUGCUGGAGACUCUUCGGGAAGCAUUCUAUUUGCCUGUAGACGCAGAAAAGAUCAAAGACGAAACGGAGGACACUGUCACAACAGCAGCACCACCAUUGAAUCCUGUAGCAACGAGCGUUAGCCUUAUACCGGACGAUGUGCCAACGCCUACCCUCACUCCUCCUGCUCCACGUAUCUCAACGCCAUCUUUGCGGGCAAAGACCGCUACUCCUCCACCAAGCACUCCAGAUACUCAAAGAUCAGCCACACCUCAAACUCAUGCGAUAACGACUCACCAGAGACGGUUUAGCACGCCGAGACCAUCUAGUCUCCCUCCAUCUUCCGUUAAAGCGAUACCCAUAGUUCAUAUCCAGCGAAAUUUGAUUCGCAUGAUCAAGAAAGAACCAACAAAAUAUAACGAGUCUGAAAUUAUGAAGAUAUUGUCGCAGGUGUUUCGUAUCGAUUCACAUUAUACCCGUAUGGAACAACUUGGCUUGGUCGGUACGCUAGCCAUUGUUGCUAAAGGAAUGAGAAAGAAGAGGGUAGCUGAUCGGCUAUCUCAACUGAGAGCUGGACUCUUGCAAAGUUAGCAAAAUCAAGCACAACGGUAUGGCAAUAAAGUAAAAUAAUAAUAGAGACUCUAUGCGAGGUUGGGAUAUCUUAUUAUAGUGGGGGUAAAGAAAAUAGAGGUUUUAGAGAGAGAGAGAAAAAAAAAUUGAGUGACAAUACUCUAGCGGUUGGACAUGGAAUGAGAGUAAA
This is a messenger RNA of Umbelopsis ramanniana AG, 953 nucleotides long. RefSeq lists its product as uncharacterized. Bases 140 to 784 code for a protein of 214 amino acids. The transcript is spliced from 3 exons. The record is from RefSeq and is a predicted model, not a curated record. Lineage: Eukaryota; Fungi; Mucoromycota; Umbelopsidomycetes; Umbelopsidales; Umbelopsidaceae.